GUUCUUUCGCUAUCCGCUUCUGCUAUCGCUCGCUUUGUUUACCACUUGGUGAUAACCCUUGGCAAUCAUCUAGAUCUUCUUGUUACCUGCAGUAGUGCGAGGAGACUAACGUAUACAGCAUGUAAAAGCUGGUAAUUUUGUAUAUAGAGGUUAUGGAACCAACGAACAGAGCAAAAAUAUUGCCUAUAAAUCUUCAAGAUUAAAUAUAUGAACAAUAGAAGUUUAUCAAUUCCUGCUUGUCAGCCAAUAUGCUUUGGGUUAAAUAUAUGCAGUUAACGCUCUACUUUUCAACAAGGCUUACCAUCUCAUCCAUUCAGAUGUUGUGAAGAACAGUUAUAUAUGCAAAGAAAGCAAGCAGUUCUCUGAAAAAUUAAAAAUAUAUAUAUUCUAUUGAUUUUUGUAAAAUAUAUAUAAUGCACAAUAUCAGCAUAUCUAAUAGAUGGUUCUGCUUAACUUAAUACGUACUUAUGUUUUAUCAUGAUGAAAACUUUUAAUCCGAUCUAACUUGUGUUGCAGAAGAUUUUCUAAAACGCAUGCUUUAGCGAGGCAUAUACGAACACCUGUGAAAGAAAAGCCUAUCCGAGGGUCAUAGAAUUUAAAAUAUUUUCUAACCAAAGGACUCAUAUUUGGAAUAUAUGCAAGUUUACGAAAGAAUUCUGAAAAAUGUGUAGUAAAAUCUUUUCUACGCAGGAAUAUAUAAUACCACAAAUCUCGACGCAUGUUAAAGAGAAACAAUUUGUUUGUAAUGUGUGCGAUAAAAUAUUUUCUCACAAAGGAAAUUUAAAGACACAUUUAAUGACGCAUACGAAAGAGAAACCGUAUGUUUGUGUUUGCAAUAAAGCGUUUUCUUUACUGGGAAAUUUAAAGACUCAUUUCCGAACGCAUACGAAAGAGAAACCGCAUGUUUGUGAGAUUUGCAGUAAAGCGUUUUCUGAGCUAGGAAGUUUAAUGAGACAUUUAAGGACGCAUACCAAAGAGAAACCGUAUGUUUGUGAAUUUUGCAGUAAAACAUUUUCUGUGCCGGGAAAUUUAAAGACACAUUUACUGACUCAUACGAAAGAGAAACCAUAUAUUUGUGAGAUAUGCAAUAAAGCGUUUUCUCUACGGGGACAUUUAAAUAUACAUUUAAAGACGCAUACCAAUGAGAAACCGUAUGUUUGUGAGGUUUGCAAUAAAGCGUUUGCUCUACGAAGACAUUUAAAGAGACAUAUGAAGACGCAUACGAAAGAGAAACCGUAUGUUUGUGAGGUUUGCAGUAAAGCAUUUUCUGAGCUAACAAUUUUAAAGAAUCAUCUUAGCACGCAUACCAAUGAGAAACCGUAUGUUUGUGAGGUUUGCAAUAAAGCGUUUUCUCUACGAGAGCAUUUAAAGAGACAUAUGAAGACGCAUACGAAAGAGAAACCGUAUGUUUGUGAAGUUUGCAGUAAAGCGUUUUCUGAGCCAGGAAGUUUAAAGAGACAUUUAAGGACGCAUACCAAAGAGAAACCGUAUGUUUGUGAGUUAUGCAGUAAAACGUUUUCUGAGCUAGGAAGUUUAAAGACACAUUUGCUGACUCAUACGGAAGGGAAACCAUAUAUUUGUGAGAUAUGCAAUAAAGCGUUUUCUUUACGAGGAUAUUUAAAGACGCAUACAAAAGAUAAUCUGAAUGCUUGUAAUGUGUGCGAUAAAGUAUUUUCUCAUAAAGGAAAUUUAAAGAGACAUUUAAGAACGCAUACCACAGAGAAACCAUAUAUUUGUGAGGUUUGCAGUAAAACGUUUUCUGAGCCAGGGAGUUUUAAAGAGACAUUUAAGGAUGCAUACCAAAGAGAAACCGUAUGUUUGUGAGACCUGCAGUAAAGCGUUUACUUAGAAAAGAAGUUUAAAAAUUCAUUUAUUGACGCAUACGAAAGAGAAACCAUAUAUUUGUGAUGUUUGCAAUAAAGUGUUUUCUCUACGGGAAUAUUUAAAGACAUUUACUGACGUAUACGAAAGAGAAACCAUAUGUUUGUGAGACUUGCUGUAAAGGGUUUUCUCAUAGAGUAAAUUUAAAGAAACAUUUGUUGACGCAUACGAAAGAGGAACCGCACUUUUGAAACUUAUGCAAUAAAAUUUUUUCUGGUGAAAACGUUUUAUAUUAAUAUUUUCUGACGCUUGCGAAACUAAAACUUCUGUGUGUAAUAAAGCAUUUACUGCAAGAGUAAAUUUGCAGUUCCAUUUACGAACCGAUUCUAAAGAGUGGCUGUAGUGUUUAUUGGUUGAAACAUUAUAAGGAGAUGGAGAAAUUUAUUGACGCAUUCAAAAGUAAACUCGCAUGGUUGUAAGGUGUGCAACAAAACGUUUUCUCUGCGAGGAAAUAUGAAAGUGCGUUUAUAGGUUCAUACGAAAUGAAAAUAAGAGCAAUAAAGCCUAUUCUAAAUCGGUAAGUUUAAAGCCAUAUUUAAUUACGCAUGCAAGGAAACCCCGCAUGUUUGCUAUGCAUGAGGCCAUUUGAUGUUGCACUUACUGACACAUACGAAAGAGAAAUCUUAUAUAUGUGUUUGGAUUUUGGCCAUAAUAUUUAAUUCAAUGACGGCGUAAAAAAAUAACAUAUUUAUUUAAAGGAAACAUUAAGAAUUUUUUUACCGGUUAAUCUAAUACAUAUAUUAAUCUCAGAAAAACAAAAGAAAAUGCAGUUGGCUCGUGCAUCACAUGAUUAAUUUGCGUGCACGAGAAUGCAGCUUAAACUGCGAUGCCAUCUUGAUGAAAGCAGAAUCAUCACAGUACUCCCAUAAAAUCUAUGAGUGCCCCGCCCCCCUCUCUUAGUAUAGCAGCCCUCUAAUCUCGUUACCUCUAAUUCCAGUGGUUCUAAUCGACGGCAAGAUCUGGUUACAUAAGGUGGUAGAGUAGAAUUCGUAGAGAACUCAAGAGUCAACGGAGAAGGCUGAAGUACUGAUUGCUUUCAAGAUGGAAUUGCAGCUGAUGGUGGCGAUACGAUUGGUGCAGAUGACUAAGAAUUUUCGAAGAACACAUGCUUCACAUGAUCAAUGCCGAACGUAGAUUCUUUGCCGUUCUGCUCAGUUGUGAAGGUUUUAUUAGUACGUCUGAGUACACAGUAAGAGCCAUCAUACGGUGCUUACAGGGGUUUCUUAAUGUCGUCGUGGCGCACGAACUCAUGAAUACAAGACUCUAAAACGUGAUGUUUGAACACUUUUUUUUUUUUUAUUAUCAUUAGAUGCAACUGAUGCAAGUUUCAGUUGCCCCAUCGCAGUUCGUAAGUUUUGUAAAAAUCCAUGAAGUUCAACGUUAAGGGAAAUGGUCGCAGAAGUUCCGCAGAUCAUUUCAAGAAAGGGUUACACGAAUCCUGCUGAUGCGCACCGCAGAUCUUCCUUUAAUGCCCUUCUGAGUGCAAGUAAAACUAGUGGAAUUUAUUCAAUCCGUUUCGCGGGUGCCAUAGAUCUGAGACUUUGUUUUAAAGAACGAUGAAAUCGCUUUAUUAAUUAUUUAUUACAAUUAUUUGCAACUGAUCUCGAGAAAUUUCGUUGCAGAUAUUAAAAAGAAAUUAUAUAUAUGACAUUUUUUUGAAGAUUUUCUAUAGUCAUUAUUGAUUACGAGUUUAAUGAAGCACACAUAACACCACUUCAUGUCCCUGCAAUUAUAACCUACUGAUUAUUAUUUAAAUAGUGUUUAGUUUAGUUAUAUUAACGUCCCGUUUAAAGCAAUACUAGGGCUAUUUUGGGACGGACCUCGUAAUUUUGAACCUCGGUCAGAUGAUGAGGACGACACGUGAGCUGACACCCCCCUCUCCACACCAGCGGGAGGACAUUUCGUCAUGACGGAAAAACAGAAACACAUACAGUUUGUAAUUACAAAGUUCAGAAAAAAAAUAAUAAAAGUAAUAAAAUAAGUAAAAAUAAAAAAUUAUAAAACUUUUAACAAAAAAAAAAUGCUAAAAAUAAGGACAGAAAAUAAAAUAAAAAAAAGAACAGGCAAAAAAAAAAAA
Messenger RNA from Argiope bruennichi, 3958 nucleotides. Its product is annotated as zinc finger protein 569-like. Gene Ontology annotation, biological process: regulation of transcription by RNA polymerase II. Bases 664 to 1824 code for a protein of 386 amino acids. The record is from RefSeq and is a predicted model, not a curated record. The transcript is spliced from 3 exons. Lineage: Eukaryota; Metazoa; Arthropoda; Arachnida; Araneae; Araneidae. Gene Ontology annotation, cellular component: nucleus. Gene Ontology annotation, molecular function: DNA-binding transcription factor activity, RNA polymerase II-specific; RNA polymerase II cis-regulatory region sequence-specific DNA binding.